Molecule: messenger RNA, 1133 nt
Organism: Mirounga angustirostris (Northern elephant seal)
Lineage: Eukaryota; Metazoa; Chordata; Mammalia; Carnivora; Phocidae
Gene: CENPS
Product: centromere protein S
Exons: 6
Coding region: 614-1018 (134 amino acids)
Biological process (GO): resolution of meiotic recombination intermediates; replication fork processing
Cellular component (GO): FANCM-MHF complex; Fanconi anaemia nuclear complex
Molecular function (GO): chromatin binding; protein heterodimerization activity
Source: RefSeq, a predicted model, not a curated record
CCGCGGUCUCCCUUCUCAGGGCUGUGGUGAGAAUGGGGUGUGCGCCCGGGAAGGGGGUCCAGGCACGGCACUUAGCGCGGGGCCCGGCCUGCGAGCCCGAUACCCGGCGGCUCCUUCCCGCGUGGGUCCCGGCCCCGGCUCCGCAGCCCCAGCGGCGCGCGGUCUGCCCCAGCCCAGCUUCCCCGCACGCAGAGUCCGGGUAGUAAGAACCUCCGGCCAGGGCGGCUGCGGGAGCAUCGGCAGCAAGCACACGGGCAGAGUCGUGAGAGCGAACGAAGCAAGAACCAGGGCGGCCACCUCAGAGAGGGUGGACUGAAGAGCCGCAGUGAGCUCAGUGCCCGGGAGUGCCCUCCUGCCCGUGUUCCGUUCCAGAGGCUGUUAACCCACCGCCCGCCUUUCUUUGGGGAAGCGCAAGGUUUCAGGAAAAGUUGCAAGAAUAGUGCGCUCAACAGCCAUUUGCUCCUCGCCUGGAUUCACCAGUUGUUAACACUUGGCUGUAUUUACUCCUUUGCUCUUUUUUUCUUAAUCAUUUGAGAUUUAAUUGCAGAGGCUGAAAGCGGCUGUCCACUACACUGUUGGUUGUCUGUGUGAGGAAGUUGCAUCGGACAGAGGGAUGCCGUUCAGCAAACAAACCAUUGCAGCGGUCUCGGAGCUGACCUUCCGGCAGUGCGAAACUUUUGCCAAAGACCUUGAAAUGUUUGCAAGAUAUCCGGUGAGGACUGUGUGUUGGCCACUCUACUUGUUAUUAAGGAUACAAAGAUGCCUACUUACGCCUGUGCGUAAGGUUUCUACUUAUUUUUGGAGGAGACACGCGAAAAGAAGCACAAUUAACACCGAAGAUGUGAAGCUCUUAGCCAGGAGGAGUAAUUCACUGCUAAAAUACAUCACAGAGAAAACCGAAGAGCUCGCUCAGUUUAACACAGAACAAAAAGCAAAGAAGAAGAAGAAGCUAGAGGAUGACAACACAAAAUCAGUGGUGCCGGCAGAGGCUGCAGCUGCCAAAAAGGACGGUUCUUGACUCUGUCGCCACUGGCUAACUCUGUCCCUUCAGCGGGGGGGGGGGCGGGGGGCAGGGGCUGCCACAAAGGGAUUUUCGAAGGGAUCAGUCGAGAUUAAAAUAAAAAGGCUAAGAG